Molecule: messenger RNA, 1085 nt
Organism: Candidula unifasciata
Lineage: Eukaryota; Metazoa; Mollusca; Gastropoda; Stylommatophora; Geomitridae
Source: the annotation of a GenBank genome assembly
CUCUACGGAUGACAUGCCUGGGACGGGCCAAUGUCCACUGGUCCGAGGUUGAGAACGUGGGUCAUCGUGGAGGACGUCAGCGGCUGGAGACAGUGGAGUACAAUGCCGAGGAGGAGUACUUUCAGUUCCGCUUUCAGCUGUGGCCACCAGACAACAACACUGAAGACGCCAACAACCCGCUACCGGCUGGACAGCACACUUUUCCUUUCCAGUUACAGCUGCCAGUAGAACUCCCUCCAUCAUUCGAAGGAGCUUAUGGAUACAUCCGCUACUGGGCAAAGGCCACAAUAGACAAACCCUGGAAAUUUGACCAGCACACGAAACGGGCCUUUACAGUGAUUCCCAGUUUAGAUCUGAAUCAGCAGCCAGAUAUAGAGGAGCCCAUUCAGUACCGCGGUGAGCUACGCACCGGCUGCUGCUGUCUACCUUCUGGAAGAUUCAGUGGAUCAGUCACUACCAACAGAAAGGGCUUUGUACCAGGAUCUGAAAUAGGGCUCAGCUCUCACAUUGAAAACCACACUAGUUCCACGUGUUGGGCGGAGGUCAGGCUUAAAAUGCACAUAACAUACCUGGCCAGCGGGAAAUUCAAACAGGAGAAGAAAGUCAUCAGCACCGUGUGUAGAGAACAGAUACCCCGAGGAGAUAACUACAUCUGGAACGAGAGAAUGAGAAUACCGCCUCUACCUCCAUCCCACCUGAAAGGUUGUAAAUUAAUGAAUUCCAAAUACAUUCUACAGUUCAGAGUGGGGUCUGAUGCCAGAUGCUCGUGGGAUGAGAUUGAAUUCGAAGACGAAAUCGUCAUCGGCACAUUGCCAUUUUUAACCAAACAAAGACCAUUACCUCCAGCUAAUCCGAACAAGCCGGUAAAUAUGCUGGUUCCCAUCACCGUGACGGCGCUAGAAAAGGAAAUAGACAGAGCAAUUGAAGGAAAACCCAGUUACGAGGAGUGUAUGCUGUUUGGGAGAGUUAGCAUUAAAGACAAGGACGACACGGAGCACACGCUGGGAGAGCUCAUCUUUACACCCUUAUAUGCGUUUUACUCGCCCAGAACGCCACUUCAGCGAUCUUCUAGUUAUAUAGAAUAG